AUGCAAAUACUUUUUGUACUCUACCACCUUGUUAAACGUCAUACAACGACAGCUUUACUUUGCUAUAACCCCUCUUCAAACCUUCUAAUCUCCCUCUCAUUGAUACUGUCCCCUACUUUUUACAGAAAGCCCUUGAAGGAGCAAUCCCCAUUUUGAAUAUCAUGCAACCACUCUGCCUUGUCAAGACCUAGUGACUAAAAGAGAUCAUCAAUGAC
Geodia barretti is the source of this 215-nucleotide messenger RNA. The record is from the annotation of a GenBank genome assembly. NCBI's taxonomy places the organism in Eukaryota, Metazoa, Porifera, Demospongiae, Tetractinellida, Geodiidae.